Parnassius apollo (apollo) is the source of this 615-nucleotide messenger RNA. Lineage: Eukaryota; Metazoa; Arthropoda; Insecta; Lepidoptera; Papilionidae. The record is from the annotation of a GenBank genome assembly.
AUGGCUGCAGAAAAUAGAAAAAAACUGAAAUGUGAUGGUUGUACAUACAAUAAAACACCAGCACCUACUACAAUACAGGUAAAUAUUCCUAUUGAAAAUUCUUUUCAUUCUCUCAGUGACAUAGAUACGGAAACUUCACAAGAAUCUAUAUACUAUAUUACUCAAAGAAAAAAACAAAAACAGACGUCCCGAGAAAACCUGUCUACAUCGUAUUGGUCAAGAAACUCAAAUAGUCUUCCAGAUCUCAGUCAAAUAAUUAAUAGUGAUAAUUUGCAAGUACUAAAAUUGGAAUUGAUGAGAUUACAAACAGAACUCAACAUAGCUAACAAUGAAAUUAAAAACUUAAACGCAAUAAAUACAGAACUAAAUAAGAAAAAUCAGGAGCAAGAGAAAAUUGUAGAAUUAUACAAAACUAUAAAUGUAGACGAAUUAAAUCCUAGUAAAGUUCUAACUAACUCAUGUAUGUCAACUCCGCUCGGUAAUCAGUCCGAAAAAGUUAAGAGGUAUCCCUCUUGCAAAAAAGAAUUUCCAUUGGCAGAAGCCUGUAAUAAAAACACAUUGAUACAAUACCCAUACAUGAGAAUAAAAGGGACUUCACCUCAAGAAACAACAUAA